Messenger RNA from Coregonus sp. 'balchen', 16515 nucleotides. The record is from the annotation of a GenBank genome assembly. Lineage: Eukaryota; Metazoa; Chordata; Actinopteri; Salmoniformes; Salmonidae.
CUAUGGAUUGGAGUCAGAUGUUUCAGAUCUUCCUCUUCUCACUCCUCUGUCUCACUGGCAGCUCCAAGGCUGUAGGAGGUAAGUAGGACACACUUCACCGAAGACUUCCAGUCAGACAUUAAUCAAUCAAUCAAGCAAUAGUUAUGAGGACAGCUUGAAGCACGGUUUGAAUUACCCAAACUGGCUCAAUUGAAUUUAACAGCCCUAACUAUAAUCUGAAACAUGGCCCUUCACUUUGUGAUGACUCAACUUUGACCUCUGGUGGGUGUUGAUGGAAUUAGUAUUUGAUACAGCAACUGUGCAAAUACAGUAUCUGUGUGCAUGUUUAUUGGUGUCCUAAAACAGGGUUUCUCAAACUCGGUCCUGGGGCCCCACCUGGGUGCACGUUUUGGUUUUCGCCCUAGCACUACACGGCUGAUUCAAAUAACCACCUCAUCAUCAAGCUUUGAUUAUUUGAAUCAGCUGUGUAGUGCUAGGGCAAAAACCAAAACAUGUACCCAGGCGGGGCCCCAGGACCGAGUUUGGGAAACCCUGUUCUAAAAAGUUUUAUUUUUGAAGGGACCAUCUCUGUACAAAAUCUAUACUUACAUGACACACAGUAUAAUAAUUGCAUAAUUUACAAAACCACAUUCAUUUUGUGUGCAUCAACAUUCUUCAAGGGGGCCCUCAAAUAGUCUCUGUGCCGCAUGUUUGUCUUCACUCUAUGCACUCUUGGUGUACAGAGCUCUGUAAGGACUAUGGACGAGAGUUUGAGCGGAUCUUUUCAGUCCCGGGCGAUGCCGCCAUGUUGACCUCCACCCUGUUAGCCCCCAACGUGUUCGACUACCUCAACGUCCCCCAUAACAUCUCAUGGUACAACCAAAGGACUGGGAGAAAGCUGACCAGGGAGACAGGAAGAACUUUGGUGCAGGGGAAGACACUGUGGAUGUUUAACAUUGAGAUGGACGAUGCUGGAGACUAUGUCUGUGUUGUGAGGUAGGAUAUAUACACUACAUGACCAAAAGUGUGUGGACACCUGCUGGUCGAACAUCUCAUUCCAAAAUCAUGGGCAUUAAUAUGGAGUUGGUUCCCCCUUUGCUGCUAUAACAGCCUCCACUCUUCUGGGAAGGCUUUCCACUAGAUGUUGGAACAUUUCUGCGGGGACUUGCUUCCAUUCAGACACAAGAGCAUUAGUGAGGUCGAGCACUGAUGUUGGGCGAUUAGGCCUGGCUCACAAUUGGCGUUCUAAUUCAUCCCAAAGGUGUUCGAUGGGGUUGAGGUCAGGGCUCUGUGCAGGCCAGUCAAGUUCUUCCAAACCGAUCUCGACAAACCAUUUCUGUAUAGACCUCGAUUUGUGCACGGGGGAAUUGUCUUGCUGAAACAGGAAAGGGCCUUCCCCAAACUGUUGCCAUGAAGUUGGAAGCACAGAAUUGUCUAGAAUGUAAUCGUAUGCCUUAGCGUUAAGAUUUCCCUUCACUGGAACUAAGGGGCCUAGCCCGAACCAUGAAAAACACCCUCAGACCAUUAUUUCUCCAGCCGACUCUUGGCAUUGCGCAUGGUGAUCUUAGGCUUGUGUGCGACUGCUCGGCCAUGGAAACCCAUUCCUUUAAGCUCCCGACGAACAGUUACUGUGCUGACAUUGCUUCCAGAGGCAGUUUGGAACUGGGUAGUGAGUGUUGCAACCGUGGACAGGCGAUUUACGCGCUUCAGCGGUCCCGUUCUGUGAGCUUGUGUGGCCUACUAUUUCGCAGUUGAGCCGUUGUUGCUCCUAGACGUUUCCACAAACUGACUUGUUGGAAAGGUGGCAUCUUAUGACGGUGCCUCGUUAAAAGUCACUGAGCUCUUCAGUAAGACCAUUCUACUGCCAAUGUUUGUCUAUGGAGAUUGCAUGGCGGUGUGCUCAAUUUUAUACACCUGUCAGCAACGGGUGUGGCUGGAAUAGCCAAAUCCACUAAUUUGAAGGGGUGUCCACAACUUUUGUGUCUGUCUGUCUGUCUGUGUGUGUGUGUGUGUGUGUGUGUGUGUGUGUGUGUGUGUGUGUGUGUGUGUGUGUGUGUGUGUGUGUGUGUGUGUGUGUGUGUGUGUAUGUGUGUAUGUGGUUCCGUAGUACAGUGCUGUAAAUCUCGUCUGCUGUCUUGGAUGAACAGAACUCCCUCCCAGUGCUACAAGCAGGCUACCUUACUGAUUGUGAACCAGACCCACCCAGAAGAAUGCGGUCGACCACAGAAUAAGGUUGAACAGGUCCUGACCAAUACAGCCAGAGCUGUCCUGUCCUGCCCAUUGAGUGACCACAUCAGGAAAGUGGACAGGUACUCAAUCCAGUGGUACAAGGUGAGUCCUAUACGGGAAACAGACAGUACAGUGCAAAGGGAGAAUGUUGAGAGGGGAACCCUGAGGCCUGAGAGUGAUGGAAAACCUGUUUGAACUCUGUCAUUCAGUCUGUCUUUCUGUAUUCUUCAUUUAUCUUUAAAACUAUAGGAAUGUAGGGUGACUACAUGUGAGAGAAUUUUCCAUCAGAUAUACGCUAUUUACAUUAUUAUCAUUGUUCUAACACAUUUACACUACCAGUCAAAAGUUUGGACACACCUAUUCAUUCAAGGGUUAUUCUUUAUUUAAAAAAAAAUUCACAUUGUAAAAUAAUAGGGAAGACAUCAAAACUAUGAAAUAACACAUAUGGAAUCAAUUAGUAACCGAAAAAGUGUUAAACAAAUCAAAAUAGAUUUUAUAUUUGAGAUUCUUCAAAUAGCCACCCUUUGCCUUGAUGACAGCUUUGCACACUCUUGGCAUUCUCUCAACCAGCUUCAUUAGGUAGUCACUGGGAAUGCAUUUCAAUUAACAGGUGUGCCUUCUUAAAAGUUAAUUUGUGGACUUUAUUUCCUUCUGAAUGUGUUUGAGCCAAUCAGUUGUGUUGUGCCAAGGUAGGUGGCUAUUCAGAAGAUAGCCCUAUUUGGUAAAAGACCAAGUCCAUAUUAUGGCAAGAACAGCUCAAAUAAGCAAAGAGAAACGAUAGUCCAUCAUUACUUUAAGACAUGAAGGUCAGUCAAUACGGAACAUUUCAAGAACUUUGAAUGCUUCUUCAAGUGCAGUCGCAAAAACCAUACAGCGCUAUUAUGAAACUGGCUCUCAUGAGGACCGCCACAGGAAUGGAAGACCCAGUUACCUCUGCUGCAGAGGAUAAGUUCAUUAGAGUUACCAGCCUCAGAUAUUGCAGCCCAGAUAAAUGCUUCACAGAGUUCAAGUCACAGACACAUCUCAAUAUCAACUGUUCAGAGGGGACUGUGUGAAUCAGGCCUUCAUGGUUGAAUUGCUGCAAAGAAACAACUACUAAAGGACACCAAUAAGAAGAGGAGACCUGGUUGGUCCAAGAAACACGAGCAAUGGACAUUAGGCCGGUGGAAAUGUGUCCUUUGGUCUGGAGUCCAAAUUGGAGAUUUUUGGUUCUAACCGCUGUGUCUUUGUGAGACGCGGUGUGGGUGAACGGAGGAUCUCCGCAUGUGUAGUUCCCACCGUAAAGAAUGGAGGAGGAGGUGUUAUGGUGUGGGGGUGCUUUGCUGGUGACACUGUCUGUGAUUUAUUUAGAAUUCAAGGCACACUUAACCAGCAUGGCUACCACAGCAUUCUACAGCGGUAUGCCAUCCCAUCUGGUUUGGGCUUAGUGGGACUAUCAUUUGUUUUUCAACAGGACAAUGACCCAACACACCUCCAGGCUGUGUAAGCGUUAUUUGACCAAGGAGAGUGAUGGAGUGCUGCAUCAGAUGACCAGGCCUUCACAAUCCCCCGACCUCAACCCAAUUGAGAUGGUUUGGGAUGAGUCAGACGGCAGAGUGAAGGAAAACCAGCCAACAAGUGCUCAGCAUAUGUGGGAACUCCUUCAAGACUGUUGGAAAAGCAUUCCAGGUGAAGCUGGUUGAGAGAAUGCCAAUAGUGUGCAAAGCUGUCAUCAAGGCAAAGGGUGGCUAUUUGAAGAAUCUCAAAUAUAAAAUAUAUUUUGAUUUGUUUAACACUUUUUGGGUUACUACAUGAUUAUAUAUGUGUUGUUUCAUAGUUUUGAUGUCUUCACUAUUAUUCUACAAUGAAUAGAAAAUAGUACAAAUAAAGAAAAACCCUUGAAUGAGUAAGUGUGUCCAAACUUUUGACUGGUACUGUACAUCGAAUUGUUCUCAUAGUAGGUACUGUAGGUCUUCUUGUGUAAGACAUUAUAUCUUAACAUUGUAAUAUUGUAAUAUUUUGUAUUACUAGGGUCAUUCUUGAAUUGCGGUGGCAUUUGGGCUUGGCAUUUUGGAGAAAAUAAUUAGUGAAUUUUUAUUGAUUUUAAAAUGUUUAAAUGUAUUUGGGUCCAUCUUCCCAUUCUAAAUCAACUAGUAUGGCAGCGUAAUGACUUAAAAUGUUUUUAUCAUUAUGAUAACUUUGUGCCAACAGUACCACUAAUGAUGGUAACACCAAUGACACAUUUUUGGUUAUUGAGGAUUUUCUUAAAUGGAGGCCACAGAUGCUCAAAUCUAAGGUCAUUAAGCCUUUGAAAAAAGUAUUUUCUAUUUGAUAUGAUUAAUAAUUUUGCUCACAAUUAAAUGUCCCUUCUUUGAAAUUGAGUAACACCAAUGACACAUUGCAUUUAGACACCAAAUGUUCUAUGCAAUCCUCAAAUUUAUGACAUACUAAAAGGGUGUGAUUAGCUAAUAAUUUUCUUUAAUAUAACAGUUUGCCACUGGAGGGAAUGCUCAAGGUCCUUUAUGUGCUGUAUAUCUUUGUAAUGAGGGAUUUUCAAGGUGUUAACACCAAUGACAUAAAACUUAGGGACACACAUUAUACUAGUAAAUAAAAAGGCUUUUAAUAGCCUUUGUUUUUAUUGAUCUAUACAAUAUAUGAAAAACCUUUGUUCAAUUUCUAGAAUUCAAAAUAAUAGACAGAUACAGUUGAAGUCUGAAGUUUACAUACACUUAGGUUUGAGUCAUUAAAACUCGUUUUUCAACCACUCCACACAUUUCUUGUUAAAAAACUAUAGUUUUGGCAAGUCGGUUAGGACAUUUACUUUGUGCAUGACACAAGUAAUUUUUCCAACAAUUGUUUACAGACAGAUUAUUUCACUUAUAAUUCACUGUAUCACAAUUCCAGUGGGUCAGAAGUUUACAUACACUAAGUUGACUGUGCCUUUAAACAGCUUGGAAAAUUCCAGAAAAUGAUGUCAUGGCUUUAGAAGUUUCUGAUAGGCUAAUUGACAUCAUUUGAGUCAAUUGGAGGUGUACCUGUGGAUGUAUAUCAAGGCCUACCUUCAAACUCAGUGCCUCUUUGCUUGACAUCAUGGGAAAAUCAAAAUAAAUCAGCCAAGACCUCAGAAAAUAAAUUGUAGACCUCCACAAGUCUGGUUCAUCCUUGGGAGCAAUUUCCAAAUGCCUGAAGGUACCACGUUCAUCUGUACAAAUAAUAGUGCUCAAGUAUAAACACCAUGAGACCACGCAGCUGUCAUACCGCUCAGGAAGGAGACGCAUUCUGUCUCCUAGAGAUUAAUGUACUUUCGUGCGAAAAGUGCAAAUCAAUCCCAGAACAACAGCAAAGGACCUUGUGAAAAUGUUGGAGGAAACAGGUACAAAACUAUCUAUAUCCACAGUAAAACAAGUCCUAUAUCGACAUAACCUGAAAGGCCGCUCAGCAAGGAAGAAGCCACUGCUCCAAAACCGCCAUAAAAAAGCCAGACUACGGUUUGCAACUGCACAUGCGGACAAAGAUCGUACUUUUUGGAGAAAUGUCCUCUGGUCUGAUGAAACAAAAAUAGAACUGUUUGGCCAUAAUGACCAUCGUUAUGUUUGGAGGAAAAAGGGGGAUGCUUGCAAGCCGAAGAACACCAUCCCAACCGUGAAGCACGGGGGUGGCAGCAUCAUGCUGUGGGGGUGCUUUGCUGCAGGAGGGACUGGUGCACUUCACAAAAUAGAUGGCAUCAUGAGGAAGGAAAAUGAUGUGGAUAUAUUGAAGCAACAUCUCAAGACAUCAGUCAGGAAGUUAAAGCUUGGUUGCAAAUGGGUCUUCCAAAUGGACAAUGACCCCAAGCAUACUUCCAAAGUUGUGGCAAAAUGGCUUAAGGACAACAAAGUCAAGGUAUUGGAGUGGCCAUCACAAAGCCCUGACCUCAAUCGUAUAGAAAAUGUGUGGGCAGAACUGAAAAAGCGUGUGCGAGCAAGAAGGCCUACAAACCUGACUCAGUUACACCAGCUCUGUCAGGAGGAAUGGGCCAAAAUUCACACAACUUAUUGUGGGAAACUUGUGGAAGGCUACCCGAAACGUUUGACCCAAGUUAAACAAUUUAAAGGCAAUGCUACCAAAUACUAAUUGAGUGUAUGUAAACUUCUGACCCACUGGGAAUGUGAUGAAAUAAAUAAAAGCUGAAAUAAAUAAUUCUCUCUACUAUUAUUCUGACAUUUCACAUUCUUAAAAUAAAGUGGUGAUCCUAAUUGAUCUAGGACAGGGACUUUUUACUAGGAUUAAAUGUCAGGAAUUGUUAAAAACUGAGCUUAAAUGUAUUUGGCUAAGGUGUAUGUAAACUUCCGACUUCAACUGUAUCGCUAAAUCCCCAAAACAUGUCACUACAAAUCACUACUGGGACAAACCAAUUUGCUUACCUUACCCUAAGUACUUUAAACAAUGCAUAAACAAAGUUUUGCAGUAUAAAGCACUUGCAUUGUGGUUUAUCAUUGAUGAAUAGUUCAAUAUAAACAAAAACAUGUAUGAUGUGUAACUAUUUGUAAUUUUAAAGUGUUUUUCAUGGUUGCAAAUGCAUGGGACGCAAAUGCCAACGUAAUUCAAGAAAGACCCACUAGCCAUAUUCCAUUUCCGUUACCUUUCAGUGGGCAUUUCUACUUUAAACCUUUCAGGGAUGCGAACGCAUUGUGAAAGAUGACCCAUUGUGGGACAGGUUUACCACUGUCAGUGAUGGUCAGAAACUCUCAGUAUAUCCGGUCAGCCCUGAGGACCAUGGGUUCUACACCUGCACCAUGACCUUUGACCUGGAAGGGCUCAGCGGCAGGAUUUCAGAGACCUUUGAGGGUACGGUGAAAAGUGAGUACUGUUCGCACAGCUUGGAAGUGGUUGUUUUCAAUAGGGUCAGGUGACUGCAUAUUUCGCUGUCUGUUUAUGAUGUUUAUGAAUCAUUGUCAUAAUUUCAGAGGAGUAUUGCCUUGUCCCCAAAGUGGUUGAACCUGCUAAUGAGAUCAUCAAAGCAGAUUUGGGUAAGACACUAUAGAACAUAUACUGUGUGUGUUCGUGUGUGUGUGUGUGUGUGUUCGUGUGUGUGUAUGUAUGUGUAUGGUAUGUGUGUGCAUGCUCCAACUAUAUCUGUAUGACUUCUAAGUAUCAGAAUCACCUUUAUUCGACAAGCACAUUUACACAUACUCAGAAUUGUACUUGAUGAUAUGGUGCUGCUAGUGAUAGACAACAUUUAGAGACAGAAUACAGACAACGGAGUUUAAACAACGUUUACAUACAUUACACUGAUUGUACAAAACAUUAGGAACACCUUGCCCUCAGGACAGCCUCAAUUCGUCAGGGCAUGGACUCUACAAGAUGUUGAAAGUGUUCCACAGGGAUGCUGGCCCAUGUUGACUCCAAUGCUUUCCACAGUUGUGUCAAGUUGGCUGGAUGUCCUUUGGGUGGUGGACCAUUCUUGAUACACACGGGAAACUGUUGAGCAUGAAAAACCCAGCAGAGUUGUAGUUCUUGUCAUACUCAAACCGGUGUGCCUGGAACCUACUAUGAUACCCCGUUCAAAGGCACUUACAUAUUUUGUCUUGCCCAUUCACCCUCUGAAUGGCACACAUACACAAUCCAUGUCUCAAUUGUCUCAAGGCUUAAACAGUGGAUUUAACAGGUGACAUCAAUAAGGGAUCAUAGCUUUCACCUGGUCAGUCUGUGGUCCUCUGUAGCUCAGCUGGUAGAGCACGGCGCUUGUAACGCUAAGGUAGUGGGUUCGAUCCCCGGGACCACCCAUACACACAAAAAAAUAAAUAAUGUAUGCACGCAUGACUGUAAGUCGCUUUGGAUAAAAGCGUCUGCUAAAUGGCAUAUUAUUAUUAUUAUAUUAUUGAAAGAGCAGGUGUUCUUAAUGUUUUGUACACUCAGUGGAUAUGCAACUAGUUGGGACCUUUUGUACACAUUAUUUGAUGUAUGAACUUUAUAAAUAAUUCAAUGUUUGCCCCCUAGGCUCUUCCUUCAGUAAGAUGUGUCGGGUGUUUGUGCUGAGUGUGGGGGGACAAUGCGGGGAUGUGAUUUGGAGCGCUGAAGAUGACUUUAUUCCCGAAGAUGUCUCAAAGCGCGUCUUUCAGGAACCACAAAGGUAGGUUGAGACAGCAGCAUCACAACACACUGUAAUACUUCUAUAUACCUGUAUUCUGUGUCAUCCAGAUGGAUGUUCUACUGUAUAGUAUCCAAACUGUUGGUAUCGUAUCAAGGAUAUACCAUUAAGAUUAAGAUGGGAUCCAUAUCCCUGAAUACAACGUUUUUCCUUUGAAUGGAACUUCACAAACAGUCAAUAGCUAGAUUUCCAUUCAAUUAGUGACAGAUUUAUGAAAUAUAAAAACAUCUGCAUAACAACAAUAUGCACAUUUUCCCACCAUAGGUGUGUUUCCAUCAAACUGACUUGUGAAUAUGUGAAAUGGGUUUCCAUCGCAUUUUCAACUCUACAGAUCAACUGUUGCGAUAAAUAGCAAACUUGCCCAAUCUGGUUUUGGCACAUGCUCUCUAGACAACAGUUUGCUGAUAAAGUAGACAGGUUAUAUAAUGAGAUAUAAAUAAUAGUAAUAUAAUUUUAUUUGAUAAUUGGCAGCCAAGCACCGAUCAUCAUAACAGCAUUCAAAUAAUAGCCUACCCUCGAUAUUUAGUCUUUGGAAAUGUACAUGAUCGCCGUGCACUUAAAGGCCCAGUGCAAUCAAAAAUGUGAUUUUCCAGUUUUUUAAAUAUAUAUUUUCACACUAUGAGGUUGGCAUAAUACUUAGAAAUUGUGAAAAUUAUGAUAAUGCCCCUUUAGUGUAAGAGCUGUUUGAAAAGACCACCUGAAAUGUCAGCCUGUUUUGGGUUAAUAGACCAAUAAGAAAGAGUUGCAAAACCUCUCUGUCAAUAACAGCUAGUUUUCCCCUCCCCACUCAGACCACUCCCACACAGUUCUGGCAAAAGUAUUGCUUGAGAAAUUGCUCUUUGGUAAGGGACGGAUCGAAAUGUACCGAAAUGUUACAGUACCUGGAGGAAAAUGGGGGAGUGUCAUGCAUUUUCAAUUUCAGUCAAGGGGAGGGUUUAGCUUUUUUUUUUUAAACUAGUCCAGGGGAGGGUCAUGUAAUUGAUGACAUUUCAAUAUUUCUCAGUGUUUUAGAAUGAGUUGCUUAUUAGGCUAUAUAUCGAUGUGUGCCCGAUGUCGCCCCUCAUCUCUGAUUCUUCACUGGGCGCACAAUAUCAAGUGCGCCUAUAGGCUAUUUAGUGUGGUCUCAAUCAAAUGAUCCAUAGCCUAUAGGCUACAAAGUGCACAGAGCAAAGUUAUAUUCUUAAGAUAGCUGCUGGGAUGGUGUAAAUAAAACAAGGCUGCAUUACACACUGCAAUGGAUAUUCCAACCCUGAGCCCGGCCUGCUUUGCUCUUGCUGAUCAAAAACGUUUUUGUGUGCUGCUUACCCCAAUGGCUGUGCUAUGUAAGGCUACGGUGGCAGUUCAGGAGGAGAGUCAAAGGUUAUUUCCAAAAAUAAUUUUGAUUAGGCCUAUUCUAAAAAAUGCCCUAACUUGCGCGUGGACUAGUCUAUGUUCUGUUCAGUUCAGUUUGAGAAGGAGAGCGCGAAGAUGAGAAGGAGGACCGGAGGUCAAUUUUGAUAACUUGCUACAACUAUAAUUGAUUGAAUUAAAAACAAUGUUUUUUUCCCAUGGUGUAUUUAUCAAAGUUAUUGACCUCACAAUAUGCCAGAUUCGAGUAAUUGACAUUUUGGUGCCAAAACUUGAAGCAGCAGCCGCGGCACAAUCAAUUGGAAAAUGACAGAUCAUGGUGCUGAAAGUAGGCAAAUUUGAGUAGGCAUAAUUAAUUUCAACUGUCUUAAUUUUAAGAAAUAAGAGGUUGGCCUACCUGUUUGACAGACGAUAUUAGGUUAUAGGCUGCUAUAUCCAUAGAUUUGUUGGUCAAUUCCUCCACCCACCAUGCACUCUUUAAAUAGCCUACCUAUGUGUCAGUGAAGGGUUGUUAAAUUAAAACCAAGACUCAAUUGAGGGGGGUAUGAGAAGGUAUGCCAUAGGUCUACCUUUUAUUAAAGAAAAUGACAAAAAGCUCAGGCCUACCACUUGUUAGCUUAAGAUUUUGAAGAAAAUAAAGCGGAUCCAAUUAUAUAGUGAUCUAUAACAGCGCUUAGGUCCGCGAUGUCAUAUGCUAGAAACAAGCUGUAAAAUACCCGGGAAAGACGUGACUCCGAUGCAUAUGGGGAUAUCAAUGUUUCUUUGAAAUUCAGAGGCUGACUUUGCUUGGGAAGUAAUCUAAUUCUGUCACUAUCAAUUAUUUAAGCUAUUCACUUUCUGUACAAUAGAAGAUGUUUAAACACAGACAGCUUUUAGGGAAACACUCUCCUUGGGUUAAGGCACGGAAGAAGAGUAGCCAGCAGUUAAAUCUUACAUUUUUCUCCAUCGGUAGGCCUACUCUGUCUCAGAUUUAAUUAUGACAGACAAAAUGAGAAAAAAAAUCCAGAAAAUCACAUUGUAGGAUUUUUUAUGAAUUUAUUUGCAAAUUAUGGUGGAAAAUAAGUAUUUGGUCACCUACAAACAAGCAAGAUAUCUGGCUCUCACAGACCUGUAACUUCUUCUUUAAGAGGCUCCUCUGUCCUCCACUCGUUACCUGUAUUAUUUUUUUUUCUCAAUUUGUCUGUCAUAGUUGACGUGUACCUAUGAUGAAAAUUACAGGCCUCUCUCAUCUUUUUAAGUGGGAGAACUUGCACAAUUGGUGGCUGACUAAAUACUUUUUCCCCCCACUGUAUGCUUAGUUUAAUACACUGAAAACAAACUUUAAGAUACCAAAAAUAAUUUAGUCCAAUCAAUGUUGCUAAAUAUCAUGUGGCUGUCCAUGGGACUGAUUUCUGUGUGUGUGUGUGUGUGUUUGCGCUUGCAAGUAAAACUUUUUUUUUUUUUUUACUCACCCUACUUGUAGACUAUGCCAUCCUCCUCUCUUUUAUGUUGGCAAAACAGUCUAUGGCUCUGUCAUACAGUACUGUACACUUUGAGUUUUUGUUGUCAUAGCCUACCUAGCUUCCUCGCAUGGGCAACAAUGAACCAGCUAAGUUAGCUAGCUAGUUAACGUGAGCCUACUAGGCUACAUAUAGAACUUUAAUCGUCUCAGGCCAGUGGCACAACAUAUACAUUUAUGGUUAGAUCAGAAUCGCCGUCAUAAUCAUUGGCCUGUACAGAGAAUUAAGUCAAAACCACAAGACCAAAUCUCCAUCUCCACCCAUGGCUUAUUUAGCAAGCUAGCUACUGCAGGACAUCAAAACAAACAGAAAAGUUUUGCUUAGGAAGUGAUUUGAUUGGUGUGAAGCCAAAUCCAAACUAACCUCCCUUGGGGGCGUUUUGCUGCACCAGGACAACCCACAGUUGAGCUCAGCUCAACGCUGAUUGCUACUUAUUAUUAUUAUUAUUAUUUUUUAGCAAGGGAGGCCAAAUGCUUGCUGGAAUCAAUCAAUCGAAUGCUACAGCGGGAACAUGUUAUACUCUUUUGGUCCAGGCAGCAUCAGAUACAUGGGCUACACAUACUGAGACAGAGGCGCGCGUUUCCCUCGCUUGGAUGAUUUCUCCAGUGAGAUUCAGCCCCUUGCGAAUUGACAGAAAAUUAUAAAAACACAGAGACAAAAGAUAAAUAAUGUAUAAUUUGAUUUUUUUCAUUGGUCAAAUAUUUGGGGAAGCAUGGCUUCCCUUGGCAUCCGUGAAUACACACCACUGCUUUCCAUGCUUUUCCACACUGUGGUGGUAGGCCUACAACAUAACAUAUCCUUGUGUGAUUCCAAGUUUACUUCCAUAUGAUUGUUAUUAUAUAAAUAUUAGCGCAUAAUCGGUUUCCACCGCCCUUUCUCGCAUAAUUAAUUUUACAGACAAAACGAUCCCACCAUGUCAAAUGAAAAAAUUGUCUGUCGACAUUUAUGAAUUUGAAUCGACUUUGAUUUCAUGUUUACAUCAGCCCUGUUGUGACUUUUUUUUAUGCGUCAUGAAAUGGUUGGAUGGGAACUGGGUUUAUGUCAAUUCAAUUAAGGCCAUGUUUUGAUUCUUUGUUCACUGGUGGAAAUUGUUUUACAUCUUCUCCCCCCCCCCCCCCCCCCCCCCCCCCCCCCCCCCCCCAACCAGUGAGUGGAGAGGAGAAGAGAAGAACGGUGUGUGGAUGGCGCGUCAGUUGAAUGUCUUGGUGGUGGAAGAGGAAGACUUUUACAUUAACUACACGUGUCACGCCUGGAGCGACAGAGGCAUUUAUUCAGCCUACUUCACACUCCACCCUACAGGUUAGCCCAGCGGUCACCAACCAUUUGAGUCAAGAUCACUUUCUGAGUCAAAAUGCAAUCUAAGAUCUAACUCUCAGUUUUUUUUGGAACAUGAUUUAAAAAACGUAAGUCUAUGCAACAUUAACCUAUUAAAAACAGUACUGUACCAAUGAGGUUUGUGCAGUAGGCUAUAGGCCCAAUACAUUAUCUCUGCAUAUUGGCUUUGCUUGAAUUGCCCUGCCAAUGCAUUGUUUUUUAAUUAUAUUAAAACAUUUGAGGUAGGCUAUAAUCACACCGGUAAUAGAUCAGUUGUUGUAUUACUUGUGAGGCACAGCUGAAUGAGCAUACAUUUAAAUAAUUUGCUUUUUAUUUUAAUUUGACUGGGCUGAUGGUGCUUGCAUCUGAUGGUCAGUCUCAGCUGAGGGAGAGCAGCAAACUCCGCCACUGACACUGACUAAAAGGGGACACCGUCUUCCAGCAGAUAGCGAAAUUCGAAUCGCACCGCAUUAUUUCUGCCUCAUGCACAAAUUCAUGUUGUUGCUCUUAUGAACAGAGAAAGUGAAAUAUUCCUCCAUAUUAAAAAAUACCCUAAUAAUAACAACGCAAGCCUAUCGAUACACUUUCCUACUCAUUCAUUACAGCUGCAGUGCUGGUUGUAGCGCUAGUGGAAGUAGGAAGAAUGCGCAUUUUAUGGCUUAUAAAAGUGUUGAAUAAAAACUGUUGACCAGUGGAAGCUGCUGAGGGGCAGUGGUGGAAAAUGUACUCAAUUCUCAUACUUGAGUAAAAGUGAAGAUACCUUAAUAGAAAAUGACUCAAGUGAAAGUGAAAGUCACCCAGUAAAAUACUACUUGAGUAAAAGUCUAAAAGUAUUUGGUUUUAAAUAUACUUAAAUUCCAAAAGUAAAUGUAGUUGCUAAUAUAUACUUAAGUAUCAAAAGUAAAAGUAAAAGUACAAAUAAUAACAAAUUCCUUAUAUUAAGCAAACCGGAUAGCCAGGGUCACACUCCAACACUCAGACAUAAAAACAGCAGCUCUUUGUUGUAUUUGUUGACAGUCUCUCUCUAGUCAUGGUUUUAAAAGUUUUCAAAUCUCACAGUAUCAAUUUUGCUUCAGCUUUCUUUUACGCCUGCUACGUAACUGCAGACAUGAUAAUCUGAGCAUGCACUUGAUUUGCUCUCUUGGCCGCUAGGAAGGCAGAUUUUUCUAGUCUACCUUCAGACACAUGAAAUGGGAAUACUUGGCCUACCCAGCGCGCAGGGCCGCUGAAUCAUGUGCACCUACCGCCAACAGCGCGAGACCAAUAAAUAAAAAUAGGAACACAAGGCUUUUCCUUGGGUUUUUUACAAAAAUGCUUGGCGAUUGACUAGGAAUGCCUUGGAGAUGGUUGGUGACCACUGGGUUAGACAAUACUGCCUGGAAGACAACAUAAAGGUGUUCAGAAAGAGAAGAAUCACAUAUUCUCCUGUCCCUUUACCCUUGUUUUGAUAGUGUAAUAUAUUAGAUAACAACUUUGCAAACUAACCACAAAAAAAUAAAAGUUUUAGAAUUAAACUAGUCACCUUGACUUUGGGUAAAAAACGGUAGCAAAAAGAAUACAUUUUAAAUGCUAUCUUCUUGACUUUUUCUGCACAGAUCCAAACUACCUGCUCCCUAUUGGGGUACUACUGACCAGUCUGGUAUUGAUGUUUACUGUUAGUGUUGUCAUUUACCAUCGCUUCAAGAUCGACAUAGUGCUGUCGUUCAGGAGGAUGUUCCCGUUUCUCUACACAAACACAGGUACGUAAUGAGAGACGCUGUAUUGUAAAAGCACACUCAUGGAAACAUUCACAAAAACAUGCCUGAGCACACUCACGCAGGCAUGAAUGCACACACACACACACACACACACACACACACACACACACACACACACACACACACACACACACACACACACACACACACUAUCUGCAGACUCAUUGCACACUGUAGUGGCUUCCAAUUCUAAAUUAGCCACUGCCCUAGCAAUAGUUGAUUAAGUUUCAACGCAUCUUUUAUUCCUUUGUUCUCCUUUAGAAUCAGGGUUCCGUAGUUUGCCACAGGUCUUCAUUCAUAACUAAAUUAAACUUUCAAGAACAAUGCAAUGCCUUUUGUACCUCAGUGUGUUAUGGGUAAAGGAUAAUAUGAAAUGUUGUUAGUGGUGUAGCCUCCAACCAGUGCUAGGACUUCCCCCCCUAGCUUCCCAAACUACCUCCCCAUAUCGACUUUUGCUUCCCAGUAGAGUGGGCAGGUUCAAGCUGUCAAUCAUGGCUCAGGUAAAUAAGUAACCAUAAUAUGGGAAGCUCAUCUAAAUAAUAAUGCAUAUCCUUCUAAUUAAUCAUAAAUGAUAAUUCUUCUUUAAAGGGCCUUUUGGCUCCUACACAUACUGUGCAUUCACACAACGGAAACAACUCACACUAACAUAAACGUACAUACCGACACCAGAUUACAGACAGAAAUGCACAUAAAGUAUAUCUCACCACAACCUCCCAGGCCCACACUCAAACCCACACACACGCACGUUGCAUUGCUUGUUUCCCACUCCCCACCUCACCACAAGUAAAAUCAGCAGCAAGUGUAGCGAGGUACUGUAGCACAUCCCACAGCUAUGCAAGCACAGUAUUUUCCAUGACUCAGAGGAAAGAGAGAGAUGCAGUUUUCUACGAGGCACUGAAUAGGCCAUGUAACCAUAAAACACAAGUAACUAUGGUGUCAGACAUAACCAAGCCUCCUCCGUUACGCAGUGCUGUGGAGGCUUUUGCUCUAGCCCAGCACUAACACACCUGUUGUUUUUUACCCUCUUCUGCAUGCGGCAGAGUCUGAUGGAAAGCUGUAUGAUGCAUAUGUGGCGUAUCCCCAUCUGUUUGGGAGCGGGGCCAGUGGGGAGGUGGAAAUGUUUGCCCUCCACACGUUGCCCCAGGUUCUCGAGGGGAGGUGUGGCUACAGGCUCUUUAUUCUGGGCCGGGACAGCCUACCAGGGGAAGGUAAGACAUCUGCAUGUGUGACUGACUGUGUUAGAACCUGGGGCUCCUGGGCGCCACAGGACUGUGUUAGUCCACUGAGCUAAAGCCUUGGCAUUAGUACACAUGUAGUAUGAUGAUUAAAUAUGUGGAACCUUUCUGAAAUCAUAAAGAACUUCUAAAAAACCAUCUUAAUCAUAAAACAGUGUUUUAAUACCCAUUGUCCCUCUUCCCUAACCCCCUCUACCUCUUCUCCUCCCUCGCCCACACCCUCUAGCCAUAGUAGAUGUUGUGGAGGAGAGCAUGCGGGCCAGCCGGCGUCUCCUCCUGAUCUACACUGGCUCUACGUUCUGCAGUGGAGGUCACAGUGACAGCAGCAGCAGCAGCGGUGUCCUGGAGGCCUGGCAGAGCUUCGAGAGGCAGAUGGCCAUGCACCGUGCACUGCUGGAGGGUUCCCUUAAGGUGGUCCUGGUGGAGCUGGAAGAGAUCUCCCCCACACAGCUGGCCUUCUUCCCCGAGUCGGUGCGCCACAUCCGGGAGCGCCAGGGCGCUGUCUGCUGGUGGAAGAGUAGCAGGACUAGGAGGACCAGAGGGUUGAGGUGUGGGAGGUGGGGAGAAGAGGGGGAGGUGAAGGAGAAGAGAGGGGAGCUGGCUUCGCCCUCUCUCUCCUCACCCUCUCUCUCCUCAUCCUCACACUUCUGGAAGGAACUGAGGUAUUAUAUGCCUGUGAGGGGCAAGAGGACAAGGUGUCCAGAGAAGAACAGUCUGUUGAUCAUCUGAUGGGAUAGAUGGGCUGUUGGGAGAGGACAGUGUUGUCAUGUUAUGGAUGGAUGUUCAAAUGACCAAUGUUGUCUGUUGAAUGAACGGUCUUCUGAUACCAUGGAAAGAAUCAAAUAACACUUUUGUUUGGAUUAUCUGCCCCUCACAGCACAUUUUUCAAUCAGACUUUGGAGGACUGAACCUCUGGGGUGAGAUGUAUUUGAGGCGGGAAGAUAAUUGAUCGUCCUCCAAUUAAUGUUAGAAAAUGCAUUGUGGAAUGCAUACGCUCACGCACACACUCACACAUGCGCACACACAUGCACACACAUGCACACACA